AUGGGUGAGCAAGCCCACCACGGAGCCCAAGUGUGCUCUGGCACCAACCCCAGGAAGUGCCAAGACUUGGGAGACUCAAUACUUCUGAUUCUGGGCAGCUUCAUCUUGCUCAACGUGGGGAUCAAUGUGGUGACUCUGCUCUGGAGGCAUCUGAAGAGCUCCUUGAGGAUUCUUUUCCAUCAUUUUUUUCCCAAAGACAAGCAACCCAGCGGUGUAGGCAGCCAUCCCCUGUGUAUGCGCUGCUCCAUGGAUCCCAAGAACCUGUGCUCAAGAGUCUCUCCUCGCUUCCAUCAUCGCCCAAGCCUCCUGCAUGGGCACACUAACCACCUUGACUCUUGGAUACCAGACAUCAAUGAUGAGAAGGUUUCUAGGUGCUGCUGGAUGCCACCUCAAUGUGGACAUGCUGGGACUUCCACGGAGGUUCCCUGGGGACUGUGGAAGGAGGGGAUGGUGGGAGCUGGGGAGGCCCCUCAGGUCACAGCCUCAAAGGCCCAAGCCUCUGCAUUCUCCAGGCCAGAGACAUCUUCCCAAUUCCCGAAGAUGAGCAAGUUGGACAUGGUUCCACUCCGCUUGCCCCAAAAGAACAAGACUAAGGCCGAAUCCCAUGCCCCGGGCCAGGCCCAGACCCACUCCGCAGCCCAUAACCCUGAGCACAUUCCUGCCCACAGCCAGACCCACACCCCUCAGUGCACCCCUUCCCCCACCCAGACCCAAACCCCUGAGAGCACCACUGCCCACACCCCUGCCCACACACAGACCCACUCCUCUGAGCGCACCCCUGCCCACACCCAGACCCACUCCUCUGAGCGCACGCCUGCCCACACCCAGACCCAUUCCUCUGAGUGCACUCAUUCCCAGGCCCAGGCCUUUGUGCACACCUCAACCCAUGCCCCAGCCCCCUCCAAAGCCCAUACCCCAGGCCCUACCCCAGCCCACACCCAAGCCCAGGCCCAGACCCACUCUCAGACCCACAGUCCUGAGCACACCCACUCCCAGGCCCACAGCCCUGAGUAUGCCUCCACCCAUGCCCCAGCCCACUCCCAAGCCCAGGUCCCAACCCCGUCCCCAGCCCAAGCCCCUGCACAUGCCUCAGCCCACUCCCAGGCCCACGCCCCUGAGCACACAUCAUCUCAUGCCCCAGCAUAUACCUCAGCUCAUUCCCAUCUAAUUGAUACUCAUGUGCACACCUUGGUCCCUGACCCAACCUCUGCACCAGCCCCUCCCCCAACCUCUGCACCAGCCUCUCCCCCAACCUCUACCCCAGCUGCUACUCCUGUACUAACCCCUACACCAGCCCCUGUCCCAGUCUCUGCUCCAACCCCUGCCCCAGCACUGGUCAUGGCCCUGACUACUCCAGUCCCUGCUCCUGUCCCCUCCACCACUCCUAUCCCCAUCCUAACUCCUAUUCCCUCUACCAUUCCUGCCUUCAGACAUGGCCUCUCCACUGGCCACGUGGUCUAUGAUGCCCGCAGGGCAAAUCAAAACUUCUUCCAUACGGGCACCUCCCAGAACUCUAGGUAUUACAGAGAAGACUUGGGUACCCUCUCCAGGCCCCAAGAGGGUCAGGGCCUGGUGAGCUCGGAUACAUCUGAGCAAACAUCAAAGCAACACAGUGGAGACAAUGCCCAGCCUCCUGCAGGAUCCAUACUGGGCUACCUGGAGUUGGGGAAUAUAGAAUGGAAGAUCUCAGAAGAUGCCAAAGACAAGUUCUCCCAGCCCAGGACCUUCCCUUACUGCAGAUUCCGUCCUUGCAGUUCUGAGAGGAAGAACACAGACUGCCAAGCUCCAGUCUACCCCAAGUUCCUGCUCUACUCCCAGGAUACUGCACCUUCUAAACCUUGCUUUCAUUCUCCAACCACCACCCAGAGCUCACAGUGUACCCUUUCUCCACCAUGCACUCUUUCCCUGCCACUUGUUCCUCCGAGAUCCUUUGUCCUUCCUCAACCCACCAACCAUCAGAAAGCUUCUACCUUAAUACACACUCCAACCUUCCUCCCAAACUCCAAGUCUCCUCAGUCGGUCUCCCCUUCCCAAUUCUCCAUCCCUCCCCAGUUAUCCACUAUUUCCCAACCCCUGGUCCAACCCAAACCCCCUGGACUUCAUGAGAGCCUAAGUCUUACCCAAGACCCUGGCCUCCAAAGGACCCCAUGUCCUUCAAAAGACUCCAGAGUUCCCAGGAACUCAGGCCUUACCCAAGAUCCAGGCCUCCACAAGAACCCAAGUCUUGCUCAAGAUCCAGGCCUACAUAAGUCUCCAGGGCUUACCCAAGACCCCUAUCUCUGCAAGAAUCCAAGCCCUUCCCAAGACUCUGGGUUUUACAAGAAUCCUGGCAUUACCCAAGAUUCUGGCCCCCCAAAGAGCCCAGGUUCUACCCAAGAUACUUGUGUCUUUAGGAGCCCAUGUCUCACCCAACCCUCUGGCUUUCACGAGAAUCUACCAUUUACCCAAACUUGUGACUUUCAGAGGAAGUUGAGCUUUAUGCAGGACUCUGGAGCCAAUAGAAAUUUGAAAGAAAACAAAGAGACUGCAGUCUACAAAAGUCAAGAUCUCUCCCAAGCAACUGACCUCCAAAAGAGCCCAGGCCCUUCUCAAGAUUCUAGAUGUUACAAGAGUACAGGCAAUCUGCAAGAUCCAGGAGUCAAGAGGAGCUUAGGCCUUACCCAAGAUUCUGGACCACAGAGGAGCCAAAACCUUGCCCAAGACUCUGAAGUCAACAAUAGUUCAGGACUUACCAAGGAGUCUUUUCUCCACAAGAAUCCAGCACUUGUCCAAACCUCUGAUCUCCAUAAGGGCUCAGGCCUUACUCAAGACUCAGGAGACUAUAAGAAUCUAGGCCUUACUCAAGAUUCUGGUGUCUUCAGGGCCCCAGGCCCUACUCAAGAUUCCAACCUCUGCAAGAGUCCAGGCCUUACCCAAGCCACUGAAGUUGAAAGGGGAUUUAGCCUUACCCAAGAUGUUGGAGUUUACAGAAGCCAAGAACAUAGCCGAGACCCUAACCUCCACAAGUGCCCAGGAAUUAAUCAAGAUCCUGGCCCCCGUAAGGACUCAGUCCCUGCCCAAGAUUCUGGCCUCUCCAAGAUUCUAGGCCUUACCCAGGAAUCUGGCCUCCACAAGGAUUUGUGCCUUAUCCCAGAUCCUGGCCUCCACAAGAACCCAAGCCUAGGUACCGACUCUGUCCAAGUCUUGGGCCCACUUCAGACCCCAAAGUCAACAUUAUCCCCGAUGAGGUCACUUGUAUCAGAAAAGACUCCUCAGAGGGAGAAUGCAGUACAGCACGUAACCUGGACUUCUGUCCCACUCAAUCAGAAUUCCUGCCCUUCCAAGGCUCAGAUGAUCUCCAAUGACCUGCAAACCUUCUCAGAGGUACCUGUACUAAUUGAGCUGCAACCACCCUCCCGGCGAGCAGGCAGCCAAGACUGGGUGUACCGCCCUAUGGAUACAGUUCCUUCAGCCUGCCAGAACUAUCGCCAGAUGUCUAUGCCUACCCAAAUCAACUGGAAGUCCCAUUGCCCUGCAACAUGCACUCGGGGAGGGCAUGUGGUGUUUGAUGCCCGCCAGAGACAGUUAGCAGUGGGCAGGGACAAGUGUGAAGCUCUGUCUCCCAGGCGCCUUCGCCAAGAGGCACCCAACAACUCAGGGAGACCAUCAAGGAGUGGGGAUAUCAAAAUGUCAUGA
This is a messenger RNA of Cynocephalus volans (Philippine flying lemur), 3675 nucleotides long. RefSeq names its product SPEM family member 3 (gene SPEM3). The record is from RefSeq and is a predicted model, not a curated record. Gene Ontology annotation, cellular component: cytoplasm. Gene Ontology annotation, biological process: sperm individualization; flagellated sperm motility. Lineage: Eukaryota; Metazoa; Chordata; Mammalia; Dermoptera; Cynocephalidae.